AUGGCACCAGAACUCAAUUCUGCGUCGAUUCGGGUCGCCUUUGAAGGCUGUGGACAUGGCUGUCUUCAUGACAUAUACGCAUCAGUGGAGAAGGCUGCUACGCUGAAGGGCUGGGAUGGUGUUGACCUUCUGAUCAUUGGCGGCGAUUUUCAGGCCGUCAGAAACUCUCAUGAUAUGGCUUGUAUGUCUGUACCACAAAAGUUCAAGAAGCUGGGAGACUUCCAUGAAUACUACAGCGGGAAACGUACAGCUCCUUACUUAACCAUCUUUAUCGGCGGCAAUCAUGAGGCUGGUAACCACUUAUUUGAGCUCUACUACGGCGGAUGGGUCGCUCCCAACAUUUACUACAUGGGAGCGGCAAAUGUCAUUCGCUGUGGCCCUUUACGUAUUGCAGGUAUGUCUGGCAUUUGGAAAGCUUAUGAUUAUCGAAAGCCACACUUCGAACGGCUUCCAUACAACCGAGAUGAAAUCCAGUCUAUCUAUCAUAUCAGAGAGCUGGAUGUUCGCAAGUUACUCCAAAUUCGCACCCAGGUCGACCUUAGCCUUUCACAUGACUGGCCGAAGCAAAUUGAAAACUAUGGCGACUAUAACACACUGUUCAGAGUCAAGAAAGGGUUCCGGCAGGAUUCUCAGACAGGUAGACUAGGCAAUUUGGCGGCGAAAUUUGUUCUGGAUCGUCUACGCCCAGCGCACUGGUUUUCUGCUCACUUGCACGGAGUUGUCCCCGAAGUUCAGCAUAACCUAACCUGGAGAAGGGUCGAUAUCGGUGAGGAUGGAGUUGGUCGUCAGGUCGUCGGAGUGGAGAGGGAUGCAUGUGCCGAGACUGCGGUGAACAAAAAGCAGAAGCUGCAACAUGAGACCAAACCCGUGAAAAAUUCGGACGAAAUUGACUUGGACCUGGAUAGCGACCCUGGUGAAGAUGCCGCUGCAGAUACCGCUCCUGAAGUAGAGUCGCGGGCCAUGGAUCAAUCGACCUCAGCGGCUAACAUCAAUAAAAGUCCUACUGAUAGCAUUGUCAAACCUGCAGAAGGCGUCGAAAAAGACACAGGAGAUAUCUCUGAAGAAGUGCGGAGCCAACUUCCUGCUGGUUUUGCACGACCUCCACCGCAAGCCUACGCGGUUAAUGGGCCUUUGCCAGAGUCUAUCUCCAACAAGACCACACACUUUCUUGCUUUGGACAAAUGUCUCCCGAACCGAGAAUUUCUUCAACUUGUUGAAUUUAGCACUAUUUCAGAUCUCGAAGGUGCCCAGUGCGAGCGUCCUUAUCGCUUGCAGUAUGAUAAGGAAUGGCUUGCUAUCACACGUGUGUUCGCAAACGACCUUCAGCUGGGCGAUGCGACCGCUAAACCAGCUGCUGAUAAAGGUGACACCGUUUACGAACCCCAGAUCAUCGAGGAAGAAAAGUGGGUAGAGGAACACAUUGUAAAGCCCGGGAAAAUGGGUAUCCCAGAGAAUUUCGUUCCAACGGCCCCGCCCUACGACUCGGCGGUUCCUAUCACCACAGAAGAGAUGCCGCCAGAAUACAAUAACCCUCAAACCGCUCAAUUUUGCGAGCUAAUUGGUAUUGAGAACAAGUUCCACCUCAGCGAUGAAGAACGUGAAGCUCGCAUGGCCGCCGGCCCACGACCCGUUGAGUCCAGACAGAACUUCUCCCGGUAUCCUCGUCGCGAUGGUGGUCAUGGACAUGGACGUGGCAGAGGGGGCGGUAGAGGUGGCAGAGGUGGUGGCCGUCCUUGGGGACGCGGACGCGGACGCGGACGAGCAGCGCCCUACUAA
This is a messenger RNA of Aspergillus oryzae RIB40, 1776 nucleotides long. RefSeq names its product RNA lariat debranching enzyme. The record is from RefSeq and is a predicted model, not a curated record. The transcript is spliced from 4 exons. Gene Ontology annotation, biological process: mRNA splicing, via spliceosome. NCBI's taxonomy places the organism in Eukaryota, Fungi, Ascomycota, Eurotiomycetes, Eurotiales, Aspergillaceae. Bases 1 to 1776 code for a protein of 591 amino acids. Gene Ontology annotation, cellular component: nucleus. Gene Ontology annotation, molecular function: RNA lariat debranching enzyme activity.